Messenger RNA from Vigna radiata var. radiata (mung bean), 1336 nucleotides. Its product is annotated as transcription factor MYB111-like. The transcript is spliced from 3 exons. The record is from RefSeq and is a predicted model, not a curated record. Bases 165 to 1226 code for a protein of 353 amino acids. NCBI's taxonomy places the organism in Eukaryota, Viridiplantae, Streptophyta, Magnoliopsida, Fabales, Fabaceae.
GCAGCAUUUGCUAUUAUCACAGAACCGCCACAGUAAGGUGGUACAUACAAAAAACAAAAAACAAAAACUCAAACAUGCCUACACGCACACCCACUAGUGUCAGCCCAAUUAAAAUCAAGUGAAAGAGAUAGCGUCUUUGUGGGGAAUAGUUGCAGAAGUCGGAUAUGGGAAGGACUCCUUGUUGUGAGAAGGUGGGAAUGAAGAAGGGGAGGUGGACAGCGGAGGAGGAUGAGAUUUUGACCAAGUACAUUCAGGCCAAUGGAGAAGGUUCUUGGAGGAGGUUGCCAAAAAAUGCAGGAUUGUUAAGAUGUGGGAAGAGUUGCAGGUUAAGGUGGGUUAACUAUUUGAGAGCUGAUCUAAAGAGAGGAGACAUUUCUGUCGAGGAAGAAAAUACCAUUGUCAAGUUGCAUGCUUCUUUAGGCAACAGGUGGUCCUUGAUAGCAAGUCACUUGCCAGGAAGAACGGACAACGAGAUUAAAAAUUACUGGAACACUCACUUAAGCAGAACAAUUUACACUUUCCGAAGCAGAACUACUAACAAACCAGACAUCAUCACUCUCACUCUACCUCCCAAGAGGAAACGUGGCAGGACAAGUCGCUGGGCUAUGAAGAAGAACAAGACAUAUUGUGCUCAAAAACAAAAGCAACCGCUCUUACCAGCAGUUCCUCUUCCACCAACACCGCCACUUGAGACCGAGAAACAUUCAUCCACCCAUGAGAAUACUACUACUCAAGAAGAAGAAAACCUAGGCACUAAUGCCGUAUGGGUUGAGGGUGAGAAAGAAAUAAUGAACAAGGAGGAUGACAUAUGGGGACCCUAUGACAAGGAAGUUAUUAAUGGGGGAGAGUGGGAUCAGGUGUUGAGUUUUGAAUCUUUCAACGACAUCAUGAACAGUUACUGCCCCCAAGCAAGUGGGUGUUGGACCAUUUCUGAUGAAGGUUACAGAGAGAGCAGUGAAGUGGUUGGGAAUAAAACUUGUGACCACACCGUAACGUCGAGUGGUCGGGAGAAGCGGUGUUUUUUUUCAGCAAAGGCUUCUUCUGAUUCUGACUUAUGCCAAAGCGCGGUGCAGCUGGAUCAUAAGGAUGAGUCUGUGUCGUGGGAGCAGCAUCAGAGCCUUCUCUCUUGGCUUUGCGAAGAUGAAGACUGGGAGAAGGAUUUGCAGAGCGUUUGUGAGAUUGAUCCUCAGAAACAAAAGGACAUGGUUGAUUGGUUUCUCUCUUGAGACCUACCUCUUCCGAUGGACCUUAAGGACCAAUUGUCAUUGGAAAAUUUUCUUUUAAUAACUUUUUCUUUACAGUAAUUUGUGAUUGAUUCAUUUCAAUCGUUAUUAAA